GGCAUAAUCCUCAUAAAUGGUCUGUUUACUUUAAAAUACUCAAUGAAUUAGCAAAUAAAAGCAACAAAGUAGCUAUAUGUAUUGUUUGUCAAGAUACUUUAGACGAUGAAGCAAAAAGACUAACAAACAAAGCAAAUUUAUGCUAUAAUCAUUUAAAAUCUUGUCCUUAUUUUGCAAUAAAAUAUACCAAAGAGGAGUUGGAUGAGAUUCUUGGAUACUCUAAUAAAGAACAAGAAUCUAAUACUAGUAAUAGUGAGAGUGAAAAAGAGAGUUCUUCAAAAAAAGCAAAAUCGGUUCAAGUAGAUAAAUCUUCUAAAAGAAAAAAACAAACAACAGUUAAAGUUAAAGAUAUUAUUGCAGCUUUUAAACUUGCUAAUUCUGCAAUCCAAUUACCUUUACAUCGCAAGCUAAGUAGAUCUAUUCUAAAAAAGAAAGUAAAUAUUGCAGAAGAACAGUUUGAAAUUAUGGCAAAAGAUAAUACUAUUGGUAUUACAUUAGCAUUUGACAGGUGGAAGAAUAUAUUAGUUCAGAAAGAAAUACUCAUAACUAGCUUAGAAAAUUCAAUGAACUCUAAUAACAAAAAAAUUCCAGAAGACAUUGCUGAUAUAAUUAAUGAUUCAAUAUUUUGGAAAAAUUUAAAAGAGUUAGAUGAACUACUCUUCUCAUUUUGUACUGCACUAACAAACUCCAAAUUUGAAGAUUUUUUGGCCAAUAAUUCUCCUUUCAAUACAGUGCCAUUUGGUCAAUUUAAUAGUGAUAUUAUUAAGUAUUGGACUUUUAUUACACAUAGAACACAUAAAGAAAUUGCAAAUUUUGCACUCUCAAAAUAUUUUCCUAAUUCUGAAGAGUUAUCUCAAGAAUCAGAUUUAGAGGAUAAACAAGUAAAUGCUGAUAAUAAUAAUAUUGAAUGGGAAGAGUUUAUUACUAAUUGGUCAUCACUUCUAGCAAGUGAAGAAUUUGAGGAUUUUGAAGAAGACUUUAUUGAUAUUAUAUAUCCAGCUACUAAUUUAGAUGCCAAAUGGCCUUUAUUAUAA
Messenger RNA from Scutellospora calospora, 1034 nucleotides. The record is from the annotation of a GenBank genome assembly. NCBI's taxonomy places the organism in Eukaryota, Fungi, Glomeromycota, Glomeromycetes, Diversisporales, Gigasporaceae.